AUAACAGGAAGUAGCUUCUUAGCCGGCAGCUCAGAGCUACAUGACUCUGCAGUUUGCUCAACAUGUUUUUUCUUCUUAUUUUUCUCUACCUGCUGGCGUUUGCAUCACAAGAUGUUCAGGACCUGAGAGCCAGACCUGGAGAUAAUGUGACUCUGGAGUGUCAGGAGUCCAGCCAUGGAGCCGUCACCCUGCUGGCCUGGACCAGAGCCGACCUGCAGGACCAUGACUACGUCCUCUUCUACAGGGACAAACGUCUCUAUGAACACUACCAGCAUUGGUCCUUCAGAGGACGGGUGAAGCUGAGAGACACGACGUCCCUGCAGGACGGAGACUUCUCCAUCCUCCUUCAGAACGUCAGCACCAGGGAUGCAGGGACAUACAUGUGCCGGGUUUCUAGGAGGAGCCCAGGAGGACGGGAUGGAGGACGGGACGGAGGACGGGACGGAGGACGCUCUGAGUUCAAACAGCUCGUCAACCUCAUUGUCUCAGGUGGAGGAGGAGGAGGAGGAGGAGGAGGAGGAGGGAGGAAUGAAGGUCGGAGUGGUGACAUUAGGGGAAAAAAACACUGUGGUGUUAAUUUUCAGCGUGUGUCUUCUAUUGCUGCUUUUCUUGGGUUUAGUUGUGUGUAGGAUAAGAAAAAGACUAAGUUCUGGAACUGCCUGCACGGACAGGUCCUCUCGUCGUCCUGCAGAGACCGAAGAGGAGAAAACAGACGGUGCCACUCUGAGUCUGACUCCUUCUGACAACUCGGAAAUCCCGGCUUUUAGUCGGAAAAAUCAACUGUAGCAGCUACUAAAGACUUUCCCCUCGGCAGAUAACAUUUCCAAGGCUAAUAGUGCGUUCCAUUUAUCCUUUGUAGUGGGAGUUAUUGACCGCCUGGUCAGAAAUCUUAACUGGACGGCUCCUAAAGUCGGCAUUACGAGUCAGAAACUCAGUGCAGCAGGAUAGUACCAGACUUCUGCAUUCAUGAUGGCAGAUUUGCACUAAAUAUCAGCUAGAACAGCGUUAAUGUCAUUGUUGUUCUUUUAACAACAGUGACAGUGUCCAGGUUUUUUCCUACUGUCCAAUAAGAGGGAAACUGGAACACAACAAGGCAGAGAAGACGUUCUCUGCAACUCGUUAGUUCUGACCUCCGAGGCAAAAGAAACGUACCGUUAGUCUGACUUUGCUCUCUAAAAGUCUGAGAAUUUAAGACUGUUGGGUCUAAAAUGGCAGCUUGACCUAAAAUCAUUGUUACAUGUAGCGGCUGCAACUCUGAACCUAAGAAAUUAAAAGUGGUGUUUGUCUGUGAUAAGUCCAGCUUUAAAGCACAUUUAGAGGUACUAUGAAGAAAACAGCAGCUUUCCUGGCCUAACCUUCUUUUCUCUGUGUUUACUGAAACGCUGUUCACUCUGGUUUACCUCGUUCUCAUCCUGAGCGUACGGUGGACUGGAUGGGUCAAAAAGGAGAGGCCAGGUGAAUGCUGGGUAAAGAAAGCAUUAAUGAGACUAGACACUACAACACGAUCCACUGAUCGUUACACAUGUUGCAUUAAAUAGUUUAGAUCUCUGUUGAGAAAAAAACAUUUGGGCAAUUUUCUGAGAAUUCAACUCAUUUCCUUUAAAUCUCAUUUUAAUGCUACAUAUGUCGCCCCCUGCUGGUAAAAAGGACCCAAAGACUGUCACAGUAUUUUCGUAUUUAUGAUCGAAUUAACUAAAAAUUAGGACAAACAUGUAUUUUUAUACAAAUGUUUAUUUAUUUUUCUAAAUAUUUUCCAUUUUCUUAACGUUUAUAAGCAUAAAGCUGCUGAUGGGUUCACUGUAAAGGAAAACCUACUGAUGUUUACCACAUGUCUGUUAGCAUUCCUCUCAUCGUGGUACAGAACACUUUAGUCCUUUAUAGAGCAAUAAUGUGAAUGUUUCCAGUUACAUAAAGCUUUUGAAUAUCUGGUUUUCUAUGUGUUUUUACUGUUUUUACUGUAAUAUUUUCUCAUAAUAAAAGUAAGAAGCUGACU
Molecule: messenger RNA, 1993 nt
Organism: Fundulus heteroclitus (mummichog)
Lineage: Eukaryota; Metazoa; Chordata; Actinopteri; Cyprinodontiformes; Fundulidae
Exons: 4
Coding region: 63-629 (188 amino acids)
Source: RefSeq, a predicted model, not a curated record